GCACCCACAACACCUGUGGCUGGCACUCACACCACCCUGAACUCCCUCAUGCACCAGCAUGGUAGUUUUAUAAACCAUUUACAUCACAUUCUUAUAUACAUAGGGAAACGCUAAACCCAUUGGCGCCAUGCAGAAACUGGGGGUGGAAAGUAAUCAGAUUCAGUCCAAGGUAAGGGAAGAUAACUUCAAUUUCUUGGAUCAAGAUAUCCUCACCGGAAGAAAGGCAACCCCCACAGAGUGGGAGGAGGAGGAAAGAGGGAGGGCCAAUGCCUUUUGACCAGAGGCGACAGCACUAACAGUCGCAGCAGCAACAUUAUCCUCCUCCUCAUCAGCAGCAGCAUCAGUGUUAUCAACAUCAUCAGCAACAGCAACAGGCAAUAACUUCAGCGACAUGAAGAGAUCAAUCACGCUGUUAUUGCUGUUUAUGACAGCUGUUAGCAGCCUAGUGCUCGCUCACAAGCACAUGGCUCAACAGCUGGAAACAAAGAGACGGGAAGAAGCUGUAGAGGAUGAUGGUCAUGAGGUAGAGAAGGAGCUGGAGGAAGAGUUGGAGGCAGAGAUGUCUGGUUUCAACGAAAAGAGGCAUCUGGGUUUCCACAUCUUAGACGAAGAUUCUAACAUUAUCAUAAGUGAACCUACUGACCGAAUCCUGCGGCUCCUGGGCCCUGACCGUGACCCAGACGGACAUAUUCUCAGGAAGAUAAAGGAUUUGUAUGGAAAGCGCCUCAGUGCUGAACAUAGUGCAAGGAACAGUCAUUCUGCCAAUACAAAUAUUAACUUCAUUGAGAUGUUGGCCAGAGAGCAGGAUGCUAACAAGAAGGUAUGCAACAUGUACAGUAUAGUCUUUAAUUUAAUAUUUCUUUUAACCUACAUUUAUAUACUGUAAUUAUCUAAUCACAAAUAGUGGGAGCAUCCAAAUUUUCAUGGCCUAAGAGUCACACACACAAUUUUCAGAUAUCUAUUUCAGGAAAUGCUAAAAAAUUUGCCAAAUCAUGAUAUGUAUCUUUAGAGCAAUGGCAUUAUAACAAGAGGUAAACCUAUAUAUUGUCUUGAGGAUGGCACUGAAUGAAAAAACAAAAAGUGUGCUGCUUGCAAGCUAUGGCUUGGCCCUAUCUGACAAGACUCUUUCAUAAUGGUUAAAUUUACUAACAAGUAUUUACAGCUAACAAAGCACAUUCAGAAAUUGAGUUCAUUCCAAGUUUCAAAGGUUUCAUGUGGACAGCCUAUAUAAUAUUGACUGAUUUUCUUUCAGAGUAAUGGAGAGCAGGAUUAUUUCAUCAAGCACCUCGUCAGUAUGGUCUUUUAAACAUGUGAAAGUCUGGGAAAAUAUACUAUUAAAGAUCACCGAACAACAAUUAUGGCAUAAUUGAGCCAACUUAGAGAUAAAAAAAAAGAUUGUUAUAUUCAGUGACAAGUCUCUUAAGAAUUUUAUAAGGCCUUUACAAUAAAUUUUAGAGAUCUUGGCUCAUGUGAGUCAAUGUGUUUAUAUAUUUCUUAUGCUAGUUUCUGAAUUAUAAUAGUCACC
Cherax quadricarinatus is the source of this 1525-nucleotide messenger RNA. The record is from RefSeq and is a predicted model, not a curated record. Lineage: Eukaryota; Metazoa; Arthropoda; Malacostraca; Decapoda; Parastacidae.